AUGUCCCAUAGUGUCGACACAGAGAUGGGAUCAAUGAAGCCGAAUAUACCACCAUUAAAAAUCGCCAAGCCGAAUACCGAUAUACCCAACGCUGAACCCGACGAUAUACAGUCCAUGUCGAGUCGUUUUUACUUGCAUAACGCCCAGUCCGAGAUCACUCCGCCAUUAACACCACAAGGAACACAAGGAAGCAAUAUGGAACCACCAGAGACCUCCGAACCCCCAAGGGCCGUUUUUCACAAUUACCUACGCGCAUUCUAUCCUUUCCACCCGGCUGGAAAUGUUUCGCCAUCGACCGUCACUCUUCCAUUGGACCAGGGAGAUAUCAUCUUGGUUCACUCCGUUCACACCAAUGGCUGGGCCGAUGGUACCUUGUUAGAUUCUGGACAUCGAGGCUGGCUACCCACGAAUUAUUGCGAAGCAUACGACCAAUUGCCUAUGCGUCCUUUAUUAAAAGCCCUCACGGAUUUCUGGGAUAUUAUACGAGGUGGAUGUGGAUCAUCAUUAAAGGAUUUUGGAAAUCAAGAUUUGAUGCGAGGCCCUAUUGCCGGUGUUCGCUUCCUUCUGGAGAAGGCAGAAUGUUUAACAAGGGAAGCACCUUUGGUUAAGAAUUAUGAUGGACUACGCAGAAUCCGAAAGGCAUUAUUAUCUGAUCUGUCUUCAUUGGUGAAGACAGCUAAGAAGUUUCAAGAGGUUGCUAAUGGUAGCCCAGCGGAUGAUGAAGUAGAGGCCAUUUUGGAUGAGAUGCUCUUGAAGGCAUUCAAGAUUGUGACUCGUGGAGUUCGGUUUUUGGACGUGUGGAACGAGGAGGUUGGCCUGAGUCGCACUAUUGCUGAGCUUCAAAAUGCCGGCGAUGGUCUUACUCAGUUCGACAUGCCUCCAACGCCUGCUUCAGAGACCUUCACCAUCGAUAGUGGGCCAAUGUCGGAUGCAUGCACCGAACGUAACGAGUCUCGACAAAUGAGCCGCAGCCGAAUGGGUGUUAGUCGAGCAUCGGUGCGUACCGAGAUGCUCGAUCACCCAUCUCGUCCGGUCUCUGUCGCAACCAAACGCAUUUCCAUAUCCCAUCGAAUUUCUUAUUCGGGUGCCUCUUCAGCGAUUCGUUCCCAGAACCUCGCAUCAGAGCGCCUGGGAACGACAUACGAUGCGUUCCUCGGUGUACUUGGAUCUUUCAUUGGGCUUCACAUGCAAUCGCGAUCAUCUACUGAGUUGGUCGUGACCACCCAGCAAGCAGUGCAAUCUUGUCGGUCUUUACUAGAUGUUGUAGAGGCUGUCUAUGAGCAUGAUGCUCAGCAUAGUUCUUUCCUCGAGGAGGCUCGCGAGUCAAUGUGUGAGCGGCUGUCCGAGCUGGUUCACGCCGCUCGUGAUGUGUUCCGCCCCGCCAGCUCGCAAGAUGAUGACUUGGUAAUGAUGCCGGAUCAGGGCAAGCGUCUGGUGGAUGCUGCGACUGAUUGCGUACGCGCUGCUGGUAAUUGCCUGGCUAAGUCCCGUUUGGUGCUGGAACAAACUGGAGACAUCGAGCUUGAGCCCCUGAAAAAAGAAUUGGAAACUGGCGAGGAUGCGCAGGGAAUUGUGACCCCUCACUCCGACGACACUCCGAGUGAAGAAAAGUCGCAAGAGCUUUCCUUGCAACUUCCCCCUCCUCCUCACACCAUUGCCAAACCAACCCACUCUUCAUCACUUUCGACCUCUGCUCUCCCAGAUUCUACCGCCCCCUCCCACCUCGCGUCUUCCAACUCCGCAGUCCCAUCCCCUGCUCAUUCUUCUCUUCCAUCAUCUUCAAUUCUCCCCACCCACCUCGAAAUGACUUCUUUCUCUUCAUACGAUAGCAGUUACCGUGAAAGUCACCCUCAAUCCGACGUUAGUGAGUCUUUCGGUCGAGGUGUCACGAGCACGGGUAGCAGCUUCACAUACGUCAGCCACACUCGGGACUCCGAAAUGAGCGGUCUGUCGCAAGCUUCGACUCGCGCAACCUCCCCUGAUAUUAGUGGUAGCUUCCCUGGCAGCUUCCAUGGGCCAUCCCUGAAGGAGAGUGUCAGCCACUCGACCCUGGCCGAGGAGAAUGAGGAAACGGAAGCCCACCUUCUGGAGAAGACUUAUGCCCACGAGUUAAUGUACAAGGAGGGUCAAAUCAUGGGUGGCAGUCUUCGUGCUUUGAUCGAGAAGCUUACCGCCCAUCAAUCUACCCCCGACGCUCUGUUUGUUUCAACCUUCUACCUCACCUUCCGUCUCUUCGCUACCCCGCUGGAAUUUGCCGAGGCGCUCUCGGAGCGAUUCGAAUACAUUGGAGAUACCCCCCAUGCCGCUGGUCCCGUUCGCUUGCGUGUUUACAACGUCUUCAAGGGCUGGCUCGAGUCCCACUGGCGCCACGACCGCGACAACACUGCUCUGGACUUCAUUGUCGAUUUCGCUAAGAACCGACUGACCACCGAUCUGCCUACUGCAGGUAAGCGUCUGCUUGAUUUAUCCGACAAGGUGUCCGCUGUUCACGGCCCCGUUGUCCCUCGUCUGGUGUCCUCCAUGGGCAAAACCAACACUUCAAUUGCUCUAUACGUCCACCCUGAUACCCCUCUUCCCGCUCCCAUCCUUGGAAAGAAGGAGAUCAACUUGCUCAAGCAAUGGAAGAACGGCGAGGCCUCGAUUACAAUCCUCGACUUUGACCCGCUGGAAUUGGCUCGGCAACUGACCAUCAAGGAGUCGCGCAUCUUCUGCUCUAUUCUUCCCGAGGAACUUCUCGACACUGAAUGGACGCGGAAGUCGGGCUCGCUUGCUGUCAACGUCCGUGCCAUGUCGACUUUGUCAACCGAUCUUGCUCACUUGGUAGCCGACUCCAUUCUCUUCCUGGAGGAGCCCAAGAAACGUGCUGUGAUCAUCAAGCACUGGGUGAAGAUUGCCAGCAAAUGUCUGGAACUGAACAACUAUGACUCACUCAUGGCUAUCGUCGCAUCGUUGAACCUGUCAAUGGUACAAAGACUCAAACGUACCUGGGACAUGGUCUCUCAGAAGACUAAGGCAUCCUUCGAAAAUCUCCGCAGCAUUGUUGAUGUUUCUCGGAACUACAUCGUGCUCCGACAACGUCUUCAAAAUCACGUUCCACCGUGCCUGCCUUUCGUUGGAACCUACCUGACCGAUCUGACCUUUGUCGACCACGGCAACCAGUCUGUCCGCAGCUUGCCCACAGAUGACGGUGACCGAAACGUGAUCAACUUCGACAAGCACAUGAAGACAGCCCGCAUCAUCAGUGAGCUCCAGCGCUUCCAGAUUCCUUACCGUCUUACCGAAGUUCCCGAGUUGCAGACCUGGAUGCAAAACGAGCUUGUGCGUGUUCGCUCCAUCGGCGGUGAAUCUACCAAUGCGGCCUUUUACCGUCGGUCGUGUGUUCUUGAGCCUCGAGACCCUUCUGCGCCCCGCGGCACCCAUGCCGGCUUGCAACUCCAGCCACCAACACAUCUUCAGCCUCAUUCACAACCCUCUUCGCAACCUCAAACCCCGUCUGAAUCUAAUUCUUCAAUUCUUGAGAAUGCCAAGGACAAGUUUGACUUGUUCUCCUGGACGCACCCGUCUAAACCCAAGUCCGUCGUCGCGACUAAUGGGUAA
This is a messenger RNA of Penicillium verhagenii, 3597 nucleotides long. RefSeq names its product guanine nucleotide exchange factor. Gene Ontology annotation, biological process: Ras protein signal transduction; positive regulation of GTPase activity. NCBI's taxonomy places the organism in Eukaryota, Fungi, Ascomycota, Eurotiomycetes, Eurotiales, Aspergillaceae. The transcript has 2 exons. Bases 1 to 3597 code for a protein of 1198 amino acids. Gene Ontology annotation, cellular component: plasma membrane. Gene Ontology annotation, molecular function: protein binding; guanyl-nucleotide exchange factor activity. The record is from RefSeq and is a predicted model, not a curated record.